Molecule: messenger RNA, 240 nt
Organism: Cynocephalus volans (Philippine flying lemur)
Lineage: Eukaryota; Metazoa; Chordata; Mammalia; Dermoptera; Cynocephalidae
Gene: DEFB130B
Product: defensin beta 130B
Exons: 2
Coding region: 1-240 (79 amino acids)
Biological process (GO): defense response to bacterium; cell chemotaxis
Molecular function (GO): CCR6 chemokine receptor binding; chemoattractant activity
Source: RefSeq, a predicted model, not a curated record
AUGAGAUUUUAUCCCCUUUUUUUUGUUCUCCUCCACUUUGUGACUAUAAUACCAAAAGGAAAGACUGGUGUUAUCCCAGGGGAAAAACAAUGUCUGAUUUUGAAAGGACUCUGCAAAGACAGGGGGUGCACCCCCAUAGAGGACACCAUCGGUGUCUGCAACGAGCAAAAGAAGUGCUGUAGGAAGUGGUGGAUAAUCGAACCCUACCCAACGCCAGUUCCUAAAGGAAAGUCUCCUUAG